Molecule: messenger RNA, 1791 nt
Organism: Nicotiana tabacum (common tobacco)
Lineage: Eukaryota; Viridiplantae; Streptophyta; Magnoliopsida; Solanales; Solanaceae
Product: putative protein phosphatase 2C 55
Biological process (GO): protein dephosphorylation
Molecular function (GO): protein serine/threonine phosphatase activity
Source: RefSeq, a predicted model, not a curated record
AAGCUCUUAUUUAUCCGUCUAUCAUUCCAUUGCUUCAGAAAAAGAAAAAUGAAAACGAAUACAAAAUAAGUAAAAUAAGGGAGAUAUUUAUACUAAUUGUCUUGUGAAAAUCUACAGUGAACCCUUGGAGAGAAAGAGUAAGAAAGAUUGCAGGUCUUGCAUUCAAAACACUGGAAAAAGAAGCAAUUCUUGAAUAGGGGUUUGAAGAGAAGAGGAUAAAGAUAGUUCCUUUGGCAGCAAAGUUGCAGGCGGUGAAAGAAUUCCAUAUAAAGGGAUAAGAUUUAAACAGCUUUGAGAACUCAUCUGCCUUAAGUAUCUGCUGCUUACUGACCUUCAUUUGGCAUUGACACUCAGAACGGGACAAUGGCUGUUUGUGGUUCAAGAACUUCUCAUAUUGGUCAUUUUGUUGGUAAUAUCACUGCUAGGCGCUUGCAAUGUGGUUUGUCAAUGAACUGCACUGUUUCUUACAACAAACGAGGCUUUGAGAAAGUUAGAAAAAUCAACAUGAGUUUGAGAAAUAAAGGACAUCCCAACAAUAUGCUUUUCCAGUACUUCACGACUCAUGUUACAAAGAGGUGGGCCAAUCCCAAAUCAUACAUAGAAAUUGGAUCAGAAGGUUUACACAACUUAUCCCCUACGUGUUUCUCUUCUGGAACUGCUUCUGCUCCUGGUGUGUCUUCGGAUAAUGCUAAGGGCGAGGAGCAAGUUGCUAAUACUGCUGCUGAUUCUUCUGAAGCAAAGAUCCCCUUGAAGCUAAAUUCAGGAUCUUUUUACCUGCCUCAUCCUGCUAAAGCAAAGACUGGUGGAGAGGAUGCUCAUUUUAUGUGUACCCUUACACAAGCUAUCGGUGUAGCUGAUGGUGUUGGUGGAUGGGCUGAUCUUGGUAUUGAUGCUGGGCUGUAUGCCCGCGAGUUAAUGUCUAACUCUUUAGCUGCAAUUCAGGAGGAACCAAAAGGCUCCAUAGACUUAAUCAGGGCACUGGAUAAAGCUUAUGUGAGAACAAAAGCAAAAGGUUCUUCUACUGCUUGUAUUGUUGCACUCACCGAUGAGGGUCUUUAUGCAGUUAAUUUAGGAGAUAGCGGAUUUAUGUUGGUUAGACAUGGAUAUGCCACGUUUAAAUCCCCUGCACAACAACAUGGUUUUAAUUUUCCUUAUCAACUAGAUUGCAAUAAUGCUGGCGAUUCACCUAGUUCUGCCAUGGUGUUUAAAAUUGCCGUUGCACCUGGAGAUGUCCUAAUUGCUGGUACAGAUGGGCUUUUUGAUAACUUGUAUGACGAAGAUAUCAAAGUAGUUGUACUUCAGUCUGUGGAAGCUGGCUUAGGGCCUCAAAUGACUGCUCAGAGGAUAGCAGAACUGGCACAACAAAGAGCAAUGGAUACUAAUAAGUCGUCGCCUUUCUCUGAUGGAGCCCAGGAGGCUGGAUUUGAGUACCAUGGUGGGAAGCUGGACGACAUAACUGUAGUUGUUUCUUACAUAACGAAUAAUGAAAAUUCAUAACAUGCUGGAAUUUGAAGCAGGAUCAACAGCUGGUGGAGAGUCGGACAUUAUAGUACCGGAAAUCAGAGGCAUCAGUUAGAAUAUUUGCGUUUUGAUUUGUUUGGGGAAGAAAAGAAUGAGAGCUAUAAAGCUGCAUCUUGGGAAUAGCUUAACCUCAGUUUCACCCAAGUGUUUUACUUUUUGAAAUUCAAACAGCAUCUUGGAAUCAUUAGAAUUUAUUUGAAUGAUUUUCUUCUGUAUAAUUUACUUAGCAGAGGCUUUACUUGGUAAAAGGUUGGUGUUGACAUUAAAUUA